Messenger RNA from Cucumis melo (muskmelon), 3148 nucleotides. Its product is annotated as synaptotagmin-5. Bases 412 to 2898 code for a protein of 828 amino acids. The transcript is spliced from 14 exons. NCBI's taxonomy places the organism in Eukaryota, Viridiplantae, Streptophyta, Magnoliopsida, Cucurbitales, Cucurbitaceae. Gene Ontology annotation, molecular function: lipid binding. The record is from RefSeq and is a predicted model, not a curated record.
CACUGCUGACUUCCUAUGGACUCUCUCUUUUCUUCUUCUCUCUUUCAAUCUUUUCAAUUCAUCAGUCACAUCCCAAUAUGUUCAUUUCCAUUAUUUGUGGACUGUAAUCACAGAACCCCAUUUUCCAAUUUCCACGUUUAGACUUCUUCUUUCUCAUUCUUCUCAACUGUUAUUUCCCCACUAUGCGUCUUUCUCACAGAUUCCCAUGCUUCAAACCCCAUCGUUUUUCCCCCAUUUUUAUACCCAUUUCCCUUGAUUCCAUACUUUACCAAUCGUUGAAGCUCCCCUUCUCCAUACCCACUUUCAUUUUUCCUCUCCCCUUCCAAAAUUAUGCUUCGAACUCUGUUUUUCUAAUGGAGGGUUUGAGUGGUUUAGCUGGGUGAUGAGGCAGUGAGCUGGAAGGACUAAGAAAUGAAGCGUUUCGGGUUUAACGUUGAAGAAACUAUUGUGGUUUUGCGUCAUGCUGCUUUGGAGAAGCCUUUCCUUCCAUAUUUGGUUCCUCUGUUUUUUCUUGCUUGGGCUUUCGAUAAAUGGGUUUUUUCUUUCUCUAAUUGGAUUCCACUUGCUAUUGCCGUGUGGGCGACUUUACAGUAUGGAAGUUUUCAACGUCAACUACUAGUAGAGGAGUUGAACAAGAAAUGGAAGCAAAUUAUAUUAGACACCUCGCCCAGUACACCACUUGAGCACUCUGAAUGGUUAAAUAAGCUGUUGACGGAGAUUUGGCCUAACUACAUCAACCCAAAACUUUCAUUAAAGUUCUCUACUAUUGUUGAGAAACGAUUAAAACACCGGAGGCCGAAACUUAUUGAGAGAAUAGAAUUGUUGGAGUUCUCUUUAGGCUCAUGUCCUCCUGGCUUGGGCCUUCGUGGGACUCAAUGGUCAACAUCUGGCAAUCAGAGAAUCAUGCGUUUGGGUUUUGAUUGGGACACAAAUGAAAUGAGUAUUAUGUUGCUUGCCAAGUUGGCCAUGCCAUUUACUGGAACUGCACGGAUUGUUAUCAAUAGCAUUCACAUAAAGGGUGAUCUUCUCUUGAGGCCUAUCUUGGAUGGGAGAGCAAUUUCGUAUUCAUUUGUUUGCACUCCAGAAGUGAGAAUAGGAGUUGCUUUUGGAAGUGGUGGAAGCCAGUCGUUACCUGCAACUGAGCUGCCGGGUGUUUCUUCUUGGCUGGUUAAACUUCUAACAGACGUUAUAGUAAGGACAAUGGUUGAACCUCGACGCCGCUGUUUCUCCUUGCCAGCUUUUGAUCUGGGUAAAAAGGCUGUUAGUGGUACAAUAUAUGUGACAGUCAUCUCAGCCAGUAAGCUUUCCAGAAACAGCUUGAGAGGAAACUCUUCCAGGAAACCACUGAGUACUUAUAUGAAUAGUCCACUAGACGAAAACUUAACUGAUAAGGAUGAAUUGCAGACAUUUGUCGAGGUGGAACUUGAUGAGCUAAGUAGGAGGACUGCUGUAAGAUUAGGCUCCAACCCUGUAUGGAAUUCCACAUUCAAUAUGAUUCUACAUGAAGAUACAGGAACUCUUCGGUUCAAUUUAUAUGAGUCAAAUCCAAGCAAUGUGAAGUAUGACUAUCUAGCCAGUUGUGAAGUAAAGAUGAAGUACGCUGCUGAUGAUUCUACAACAUUUUGGGCAAUAGGAUCUGACUCUGAAGUAACUGCAAAGCACAGUGAGUUUUGUGGAAAAGAGGUCGAAAUGGUUGUCCCAUUUGAAGGAGUCGAUUGUGGGGAGUUAACAGUGAAGUUUAUUGUUAAAGAGUGGCAAUUUUCAGAUGGUUCACAUAGCUCGCAUAAUUUUCAUGUCAGACCUCAACAAUCAGUUAAUGGAUCUUCAAACUAUGCUUCAAGGACUGGAAGGAAGAUUGCCAUUACCCUUGUAGAAGGAAAAGAUCUUAGUUUGAAGGAUAAAUCUGGGAAGUGUGAGUCAUAUGUAAAAUUGGAAUAUGGGAAGGCUUUCCUGAAAACAAGAACUGCUAUUUCUGUAAAUCCUAAUUGGAAUCAGAAGUUUGAGCUUGAUGAGAUUGGAGGUGGUGAAUACCUCAAGAUAAAAUGCUUUGGUGUAGAUAUAUUCGGUGACGAAAAUAUUGGUACUGCCCGAGUUAAUUUGGAAGGACUUCAUGAAGGAAUAGUCAGGGAUGUAUGGGUCCCCCUCGAAAAAGUAAAUUAUGGAGAACUAAGGCUAAUGAUAGAGGCAGUCAAGGCAGAUGACUAUGAAGGAUCACGGGGUUCAAACAUAGGCUCAAAUAAUGGUUGGAUAGAACUUGUUAUCAUAGAAGCUAAAGAUUUGGUUGCUGCUGAUAUUGGAGGGACAAGCGACCCUUAUGUAAGAGUACAAUAUGGAAACUUGAAGAAAAGAACAAAGGUUAUGUUCAAAACUUUAAAUCCUCAUUGGAAUCAGACCUUAGAGUUCCCUGAUGAUGGCAGCCCUUUACUGUUGCAUGUGAAAGACCACAAUGCUUUACUACCCACAUCAAGCAUAGGCGACUGUGUUGUCGAGUAUCAAAGAUUGCCUCCAAACCAAAUGGCUGACAAAUGGAUACCUCUUCAAGGGGUUAAACGAGGAGAGAUCCACAUCCAAAUCACAAGAAAAGUUCCAGAUGUAGAGAAAGAGAGAAGACUUAGUUUAGAACCCGCCUCGGAUUCUGAAUCAUCUGUCACCAAGGCACAUCAAGUUUCAAGUCAGAUGAAGCAGACAAUCAGCAAGUUUCACGCUUUAAUCGAGGAGGCUAAUCUUGACGGUCUUUCGGCAUCGUUGAAUGAACUAGAAAGCCUGGAGGAACUGCAAGAGGAAUAUAUAUUACAACUUGAAACUGAACAAACGCUUCUUAUAAAUAAGGUAAAGGAGCUUGGCCAGGAAAUUCUUAGUUCUCCUUCAUCAAUUAGUUGGAAAUCUUCUGGAAAUUGAACUCUUCUUGACUUUUAAUUAUCCAUAGAGAGCACUUCAGAUAGGUACAUAGUUCUGUAAGAUCGAUUGGUUAAAAGUUAGUCCCCCUGUAUGAUGCACAAUUACAAGCCAAUUCAGUUUUCCAUGAUUGUAAGCUCAUUGUAAACUUCUGUACAGUUUUAAAGUUGGAGAAUAAGUGUUCUUGUUGUUGCUUUUAGUGUUUGAGCUCAAAUAAGAAGAGCAUAACAAGAAUUGAAAGGAUUUGUUAAAA